Molecule: messenger RNA, 7238 nt
Organism: Lethenteron reissneri (Far Eastern brook lamprey)
Lineage: Eukaryota; Metazoa; Chordata; Hyperoartia; Petromyzontiformes; Petromyzontidae
Product: diacylglycerol kinase zeta-like
Biological process (GO): phospholipase C-activating G protein-coupled receptor signaling pathway
Cellular component (GO): glutamatergic synapse; plasma membrane
Molecular function (GO): protein binding; ATP-dependent diacylglycerol kinase activity
Source: RefSeq, a predicted model, not a curated record
CCAUCCCCCCCCCCCCAGUCCGUACGUCCCGCGGUAUAUUUAAUGUGCUGUAAUUAUACUUGCGUGCCAUACACGGGAGUAUAUUUAGACGUACUGUAUGCUCGGACUAAGUGAGUAAGCGCGGCGGGGUGCGUGCGUUUACUGCGAAGGGCUCGACUCAGAAGUGUGCUCUGCACAUGAGCGGUCAUAAUAGGAAACACGCCACGUCUCGAAAAUAUUGCCGCAGAGACCGAACCGACUGCCCGUCUCAUCAGAGUGUGGAAAAGACCUGCCGCCACCCAACCCGGCUCUUGUUGGAAAAAGUAACUGGCGAGUUGCGCGUUUCGGCGCAGUAUUUUUGAAUUGUCGCCGCUAAUUCCGGACGGACGUUCGCGAUGUGCGUGGGACGCUUACAGCGAGUCUAAAGUCCAGGCAGGCGCCCGUCACGCUGGGCGCUCGCUAUCCUAGAUGGACGGAGGCCCUUGAACCUCCGCCGCUUCACUGCUGCUGCCCCCGAGAGCCAUGGAGGCAUUUUUCAAGCGACACAUCGUGCUGCAGCUGCGACGGGCCUCCCGGCGCAAGCGGCUUCCGCCCGGCGCCGGCUGCAGCAGCCCCGAAGGCGAGCUGGCUUGCUGCAGCGGCGGCGGCGGCGGCCUUUCCGCGGGCCGCAGGCCCCUGUCGCAGGACCGUGUUCUGUCCGGGCCUCUCGCCCAACGGAGGCGCUGUAGCCUCGUGGGUCAGGCGCGCUACGCCAAGAGCAGGGCAGCCAAGGCGAAGGGCUCCACGCUGCUCUCCCGGCUCAUGAAGUCGGGGCAACGCGGCUCGCGACAGCGCCGGCGCUCCAGCACGGCACCGCUCUGGGCUAACCCGCGCUUCCUCGUGCCGUCGCACGCCUCCGGCGGCCCCAAGAACGAGGCGCGCUGCCAGGGGCCGGAGGGGGCGCAGGACGACGCCGCCGAGGCCUGCCGGCGUCGGGACGCGAGCAGCAGCAGCAGCAGCAGCGGCAGCUUGUGCGAGAGCGACUGGGACUACGGCUCGGAAAAGGGGUUCGAUUUCGUCCUCAGGACUAGAGCGGACGAGGGGGGAAACACACAGGGGGAGACGAUUGGUCGCGUAGAGGCCCAUCAAGGGCCGGCGAGUUCUCCGGAACCAUCCUCGGCGUCUCCCCCUCCUUUGCCGUUUGCGACGAAAUGUACGCGCAACCCUGGACAAGCGUCGGCGGCGGAGGAAACGGCAUCGGGUUUGAGAGGAAAGCCCAGAUGGAAGCUGGUCCACAAAAAGUCAGGCCGUUGCCUUAGACGUAAGCCGGCCGUGAAGUCGGCCACCGCCCUUUAUGAGGCACCUCAUGUUGUGCACAGGAAGGCCAUCUCUAGGUCGGGCAUGCAGCACCUGGCCCCCGUGUCGCUGAUCGGCCCUGGGCCCCCCGCCUGCCUCCCCUCCACUGCGCCCAAGGACCCCACGGACAGAGAGGCACGCAGCAUUGUCGACUGGAACGAGAACGCUUCCGUUGGGGAGCAUCUGUGGUACGACGCCAGCGUGUCGGGCGACGUGUGCUACGUGGGAGAGGAGAGCUGCAUGGCGAAGACAGCGCAGAAAUCUCUGCCAAGGAAAAAGUGUGCCGCAUGUAAGAUAGUUGUGCACGUGGCCUGCAUUGAUCAGCUGGCCAAAAUAAAUUUCCGCUGCAAACCCACCUUCCGUGAAGCGGGCUGCAGGAACAUCCGAGAGCCAUCCUUUGUGCGCCACCACUGGGUCCAUCGGAGGAGGCAGGACGGGAAGUGCAAACAGUGCGGAAAGGGUUUCCAACAGAAGUUCGCAUUUCACAGCAAGGAGAUUGUCGCAAUCAGCUGCUCUUGGUGUAAACAAGCGUACCACAACAAGGUGUCCUGCUUCAUGCUGCAGCAGAUCGAGGAGCCGUGCUCGCUGGGAGCGCACGCCGCCGUCAUUGUGCCUCCCACGUGGGUCAUACGCAUGCGGAGGCCGCAGAACUCCUUCAAGUCAUCAACGAAGAAGAAAAAGCGGACCUCCUUCAAGCGAAAGCCCAGCAAGAAAGGCAUGGAUGAGCAGGAAAGCAAGUGGCGACCAUUCAUCAUUAAACCCCUCCCCUCUGCGCUCACGAAGCCCGUGUUGAUUUUCAUCAACCCCAAGAGCGGAGGGAACCAGGGGACGAAGGUCAUGCAGACGUUCAUGUGGUACCUCAACCCCCGGCAAGUCUUCGACCUGUCAAACGGUGGCCCCAGGGACGCGCUUGAAAUGUACAAGAAGGUUCCGAAUCUGCGGAUAUUGGCUUGUGGCGGGGAUGGCACGGUGGGCUGGAUCCUGUCGGUGCUGGACCAGCUGCAGAUGAACCCCCAGCCGCCCGUGGCGGUGCUGCCUCUGGGCACGGGCAACGACCUCGCGCGCACGCUCAACUGGGGCGGGGGCUACACGGACGAGCCGGUCUCCAAGAUCCUGUCGCACGUGGAGGACGGCCUCAUCGUGCAGCUCGACCGCUGGAACCUCGACCUGCAAAGGAACCCCGACGUGGGCCCCGAGGAGUUUGACGACGGCGUCCAGAAGCUUCCCCUGGACGUGUUCAACAACUACUUCAGCCUGGGCUUCGAUGCGCACGUCACUCUGGAGUUCCACGAGUCGCGGGAAGCGAAUCCUGAAAAGUUUAACAGCAGGUUUCGAAAUAAAAUGUUCUACGCUGGUGCUGCCUUCUCUGACUUUCUGCAGAGGAGUUCAAAGGACCUGGCGAAGCACGUCAAGGUCGUGUGUGACGGAAUGGAUUUGACGCCAAAAAUCCAGGAACUCAAGUUUCAGUGCAUCGUUUUUCUCAACAUUCCGAGGUAUUGUGCUGGCACAAUGCCCUGGGGAACGCCCGGCGAGCACCACGACUUUGAACCGCAGAGGCACGACGAUGGUUACAUCGAGGUGAUCGGCUUCACCAUGACCUCCCUGGCGGCGCUGCAGGUCGGAGGUCACGGCGAGAGGCUCCACCAGUGCAAGGAGGUGACGCUGACCACCUACAAGAGCAUCCCCAUGCAGGUGGAUGGGGAGCCCUGCAGGCUUGCGCCAUCCAUCAUCCACAUCGCGCUGCGUAACAAGGCCAACAUGGUGCAGAAGGCCAAGCGGCGCCCCUCCAUGCCGCUCCUCAACGACCAGCAGUCGCUCCCGGAGCAGCUGCGCAUCCGAGUGAGCCGCGUGAGCAUGCACAACUACGAGGCGCUGUACUACGACAAGGAGAAGCUGCGGGAAGCCUCCGUGCCCUUGGGGGUCAUUGUGGUGCCUGGCGAUUGCGACCUCAUGGUGUGUCGGACACACAUUGACCGCCUUCAAGAGGACUUUCCCUUUAUCCCUCCCAGCUUCCAGCGAAGGUUCCAGCAGGAGGGCGAUGGCACCAAUCCCCGGGUGCUGUCUUCCCAGCGUCUCUCGCCCAAGUGGUGUUUCCUCGACUCCACAUCUGCCGAGCGUUUUUUCCGGAUAGACAGAGCACAGGAGCACCUCCACCUGGUGGUGGACACCUCUGUGGACGAGCUCUUUGUGCUCGACCCGGAGCCGGUGACAUGUGGCGGCCUCGCAGGGGAGGGGUCGGCCGGCGGAGGCGGCGGCGGCGGCGUGACGGGGGCCGGGCCGGGCAUGCCGGACCUCGUGGAACCCACGACCGGAGGGCCGGAGGGAGCAGUUGCUGCGGAUGAUGCAGGUGACCGAUUGGAGGGAGCUGCAUCCGCUGGUGACCAGUUGGUGCCGAGGUGCCUCCCGGAGAACUCGUCCCACGAUCAGGCGCCUCCCCUGAUUACAUUCUCUUCUGAAGACUCGGGUAUCAUGUCCGCCGCGAGGAUAGGAGACUAUGAAAAGUUCCUUGAUGCCUACAAGAGCGGCGAGGCCAUGCUGACGACGGACUCGGCCGGCUGGACGGUGUUGCAUCACGCGGCGAACCUCGGGCACAAGGAUCUGGUCCGAUUUAUCCUGAGCAGUGGCCCGUCAGAGCUGUUGGACAUGGCUGACAUGGAAACUGGUGAAACGGCUCUGCACAAGGCGGCUAACCUCCACCACCGGACAAUCUGCUACUACCUGGUGGAAAAGGGUGCCUCGCUCAUGAAGACAGACUUACAGGGUAACACGCCGCAGCACAAGGCUCAAGAGGCCGGAGACCCGGAGCUGGCCGCCUACCUGGAGAACAGACAACACUACCAGAUGAUCGUGCGUGAGGACCAGGAGACGGCCGUAUAGCCGGCGGCGGGUGCCGCUCUCGCGAGGACGGACGUUCUCCAUGAUUUUUUUGCCACGAUUGGGCAGGAAAAGGAGGCUGACGUUUUAUUCAGAAAACGAGUGUAUGUUACAGAGCGACGACGCGAGCGUUGGGUAUAGUGAGACGCAUGGUAAAGGGGAGCUGAUUAAAAAAAACAAAUUUAAAGUUUACAUGUUGCACUCUGCGGUAGAAUGGAAAAUCACUCUUCGACUCUCCCCCCCCCCUGGAAUCAUAUUUUAAAAAUGGUGAUGCAAAGGCUCUGAUGAUGAUGAUGAUAAUAAUGAUGGAUGAUGUGACUAGUUUAUUUUUUAAACGAAGAUUUAAUCAAUUUCCUCUUUUUACAGCAGCUUUUAUUGAUGAAAUGUUGUAUUUUUAUUGCAAUGGCGACGGAAGUAAAAACAAAAAUGACAAGAGCAGCGUAAAGAAUGUCAGUUCUCUUAAAUCUCUCAGCAUUUGUCGACAAAGUUUUGUUACAAUAUUCAGUGGCUUUUUUAAAUUGCUUCGAUAUUUAUGUUUAUCCUGGUGUAAAGUUACAUUCGAGUAGGCUAAUUAUGGUGUCAUUAUUUAUAAAUAAUAAAGAAUAAAACGAUGAUUUUUUUUAGGUGAUAAUUUUUAGAUCGAUUUUACAGUCAUUCUCUACCUUGUGAAGUUACAGGAAGUGCGUUCGCUAUGGUUUCGCACAUUGCCUUUCAGGUAUAGUUGAAGGAUAUAUAAUGUAUUUCUCUUUGCCAUAGCUACUAGUGUACGCUUUGGUUUUAAGAACGUUUGGGACCAGAUUUAUCAAAGGUCCCCGUUGUAUAGUGUGUUGCACCCAUGUACAUUUUUAAAGAGUGGAUUCACUUUUUAAAUCUUAGCUUCUCGUCAAUGCACAUCUUCACUCGUUUUCUUUUAGAUGUCUCUACGAUUAAUCCACGUCAAUUUUCGGUUUGAAAUCGAACAGUAAGUUAUUGUUUUACAUCAGAGAAGGAGAGAGAGGAGGAGAAAAAAAACCAAACACACUUUGAGAUAACUUUGAGAUAACUCAAAGUGUAAGGUGAACGUCUCGUAGCCAGGAGCAAGGAAAGUCAAACAUUGGGUUUUCUGGUGGUAAACUCUUCUGCCCGGAGGAAUCCUGGAAGCGCGCGGCUGGAUGCCCAGGGCAGAAUAACACACGGGAGGGAGGGAGGGGAGGGGUGUUCCUUAUUCAUGACAAAAAUAACAUACUCAUUGUGGAGCCCUCUUUUGUGUGAGGGCCAGGGAAAAUGUCUCCACGUCUAUGCCCGCCCGCCGACCCUCUAGAUGGGGCCCCGGUGACAAAGGUGCCAUGGAAGACACUGAAUUUUGUCAAGUCCUCAGGUGCUUUUUUUCUGCCGGCUCUUUAAACGCACGCCGCACUGGGCCAAAGACCAUUGAUACACCUGGGACGCUUUUCUGGCAAUCUUAGCAGCCAAAUCGUCACCGGCCGUGCACUUACUAAUUAACAACUAUAGCAACUUGGUACAGCAUGGCAGAGAGUGGCAAUGCUUUGAGUUUAUUUGAGGAGUGUGUUUAGUGAGUAGAAAAAAAUAUUCGUCGACAGAGCACACAACCUAGGAUUAUCAUGUGACCUCUGUGUGAGAUGUGAUUGGAAGUUUCCCACUGGGGAUCCGCAAUCAGAUUCAUCCAUAAUUGGGCAACUUUUUUUGUUUUACAAUGCGAUGCAGCAAACCAUUGCCAGUGAUGAUUUUGCUGUCAAAUAUUGCCCAUAAAUUGCCUUCGCGUAUUAUGAUUGUUUAGGCUUUCUUCUGACGCUCAAUCUGUGCUGUGGUUAAAUUCGAAUAAUUUCCAAAAGGGCACGGAAGGAGGGUUCUGAUGAUCGUGAUGUGUCCAAAUGUGUGACCUUGAGUGCAGCGAGGUGUGGCUUGCGAUGGGGAUUAACAUGUGGGAGUCAUUUGCUUUGACUCGGCUUGGGAAAUCCAAGCAGAUGGACGGAGCCCAAUUUUCGUGGACUAGCGUCCAUCACAGCGGGUGCUCACUACCGGCAUUUUAAACAUUGCAGUGACAGAUGUUUAUUCUCCUUUGUUGUCGUCAUUGCCUUAAGUUGAUUGGUGCAUAUUUAACUGCAUAUAACUAUACACGCUGUCAUUGGUUUUUCUGGGACUUUUCACGCAUAUUUUGGGGUUUGUGUCCUUGGGCGAGUGGUGAGUUUGGCGUUGCACGGGCGUCCAUGGCUAAAUAGAAUUCAAGUUUGUAAAAGUAAUGCCAAAAGAAAAAAAAAGAGAGCUACAUCUGGGAGGGAGGCAUGCUCCACCAUGCUCUCGUGCCAGUAGCACCGUCAUUACCACUCUCCUCAAGGCUUUGUUCCCGUGAUGUCGCCGUCUCGAGAUCGCCGAAGCGAGUCGUCGAGCGAACGAUGAGCGAGCGACUUCGCUCUUCGGCGAGCCCCGCGGCUUCCCUCACUCUUCCCCCCCUCAAAUCGACUCUCGGUUCCGUCGGAUUCUCAAUUGAUGUUUUUUUUUUUACGCGGCUAAACCUAACUGGCAUCACGUAAACACAAAAUGUUUUAAUUUAGAGCGAGCAGUUUGCGUCGUAGGUGGGGCGGGCGAGCGAGCGUGGGACAAGAGCGGUUUCUAUGAGGUAUUUCGUUGGGUUGUAAAGAGCGACUGGGUUGUAAAGAGCGACUGGCUUGCGGCGAACAGAAGGAUCGACACCAAAUCCAACGCCAGCUCCGUUGAGUUUGCUUACGUUGCUUCGCCCGCGAGUUGGCGUCGUGUCAACACAUUUGAUUUCUCGUUUACAUUUAGCCUUCGGUUGCACAUCAUUCCCGCUCCUUGUGUUCCGCAUUAACACUCCCGGCUAAACGAUUGUUGGACUGCAUGCCCGAUCAUUGACGCAAACCACCUGUGGUGGCCUUUCUCUCCACCACCCUCCCCCUAGCGCAAUGACUUUUUUUCUUUUAAACAUCCAUGUUAAGUGUUUUAUUUUUAUUUUAUAUGUGGUGCAAUACGAAAUGAUUGCAGCUCUGUGGGCAGAGAUUAAAUGAUAUGGAGGAAAAAAAAAGUGGCUGUGU